Molecule: messenger RNA, 865 nt
Organism: Salvia splendens (bonfire salvia)
Lineage: Eukaryota; Viridiplantae; Streptophyta; Magnoliopsida; Lamiales; Lamiaceae
Product: major allergen Pru ar 1
Exons: 1
Coding region: 241-717 (158 amino acids)
Biological process (GO): defense response; abscisic acid-activated signaling pathway
Cellular component (GO): nucleus; cytoplasm
Molecular function (GO): protein phosphatase inhibitor activity; abscisic acid binding; signaling receptor activity
Source: RefSeq, a predicted model, not a curated record
ACGAUAUAGGUUGAUGACUCAUGCUCUUUGUUUUCUAAUUGCAAAAAAAUAUCAUAUACUUUGACAUGCUAAAAUUGUAGUUGAGCCUCGGAAAAACUCGUGGAAAAGAAGCUUCUUUUGACACUACAUAUAGCUAAGUGUGUUUCCCAUAUUUCCCAUCACAUUUCACAUAAACACACUCGAAUUCACUCCCAUUGCUUAUCCAUACUUUACAACCAAUUUAAAGUUAGCUCAGAAACAAUGGUUGCCAUCACCUAUGAUAUUGAGAUCCCAUCAUCAGUCCCAGCUGCGAAGAUGUUUAAGGCCGUGGUGCUUGACGCCGACACUCUCAUCCCCAAGAUCAUGCCUCAGGCCAUCAAGAGCGUCGAGAUAUUGGAAGGAGAUGGCGGUGUUGGGACUGUGAAGAUCAUCCACUUUGGGGAAGGGAGUCAGUAUAAGAGCGCUAAGCACCGUGUGGAGGCCAUCGACAAAGAGAACUUGACACACACCUACAGCAUCAUUGAUGGUGAUGCUCUUGCUGGAGUUCUUCAAUCCAUCACUUAUCACAUCAAAAUCGUCCCAACUGAAGAUGGAGGAAGCAUCUGCAAGAACAGGAGCAUUUACAACACCAAAGGCGACACUGAGAUUAAUGAGGAGAAGAUCAAAGAGGGGAAAGAGAAGGCCAUGGCUAUGUUCAAAGCCAUCGAGGCAUAUGUUCAAGCCAAUCCCGACUGUUAAUUAUAAGUUGAAAAACCUUCGUGAGUGAAUGAAUGAAUGAAUAAUGUGGUGUAACUGAAUAAGCUGUUUUUCUUGUAAUUGUGGUGAUUUAUUUUCUAAAUUGAACGUUACGUGUGGAAUGAUUUAUAAAAGUAAUAAGUUUGUUGUA